AAAUUCUGAAUACGUGGAUAGCACGGGUGACGUUUCCCACCGGUCGCGACUCGCACGGCAAGGUAUCACCUCGGACAGGGGGAUGAUAUUUCUGGUCGACAGGAAGAAUUACGUUACAAUUAGUAGUGGUGGAUUUGGUGACCAGACUCAGUUUUAGGAAUAUCAUCUCUAUGAAUGGCACGGUUGAGGAAAUCAGACAUGAUGUACAUCAGGCGACGGGUGGUGCUGUCCGUGUUUAUUGUCGCAGUGUCAGCCUCGAUAUGGGUCCAGAUGUUAACAGCGAGUAUCACUAGACAAGCAGAUGCCAAUAGCAUGGACACAUCAGAACCUGUAUGCAAUGUGAGUCUGGCUCCUCCCGGCAGUCGUCCAAUUGUAGCACUAGCUAGCUAUCCCUGCUCCGGCAAUACAUGGACAAGACAUCUUCUUGAAACAGCCACAGGCAUAUACACAGGAUCCGUCUAUCAUGAUAAAAACUUAUACCAAGGAGGAUUUCUUGGGGAGAUGGAAAACUGGCAAUCUGGUACGACUUUAAUUGUAAAAAGACACAGUCAUGAUCCAACACAGUAUUUGAACUUUCACUCAGCCAUAAUGCUCAUCCGAAAUCCUUAUUCAGUAAUUUUAUGUGAACGUAAUCGACAGGUGACUAACAGUCACACAGAAUAUAGUAGUAAAGAAGAUCUUGUUAAACUCGACAAAAAAUCAGGAAAGGAUUGGAAAGACUUUGUGAAGUGGCAAAUUCCACGGUGGGAGGACGCUGUCAUGUCAUGGAUGGAAAGCACACGCCCACUUUUAGCUAUCCGAUAUGAAGACAUGAAAGAAGAUCCAGUUAGAGAAGUUAUCAAAAUGACAGACUUCCUAAACGUAACUAUUGGGGAAAAUGGACUUAACUGCUUAAAGCAAGACAUUGAAGGUAGAUUUCAUCGAUCAGCGGACAGUGAAAAAUUACAGUUGAUUGAGGAGUUGUAUACCGAAGACCUACGUAGUGCUAUUGAUAGUACGAUAGACCGUGUAACGAACAAACUGACAACACAUGGAUUUCAACCAGUCAGCGCAAUAGCCUGAUAUAUGAAAAAAACAAACAUUUUAGAACGUAAAAAAAAAAAAACGAUUUGUCUCCAUCUUAAAUUUACACUCACCGAAAUAUUUUAUAUAUACAGAUUAACGAGAUGGAGAGACGUUUUUCUUAUGGGCAACAAUACACAUAAUUUGUUGAUCUGCAAUACAUUGUAUUUCUCACACGUUAGUAAUCUUAGAGAAACAUUUAUUCAAGUAAUAUACUCAACACAGAAAAAACAAAUAUAUGGUGACUUAUAUGUUCCACUGCAUUGAAGAGUACGAGUACGAAAAUACAUUGACAAUUCAUUGAUAGAAGAACUAUUUACAUUGGAUUAUGUAUCAAGUAACUUUAA
This is a messenger RNA of Saccoglossus kowalevskii, 1409 nucleotides long. RefSeq names its product sialate:O-sulfotransferase 1-like. The record is from RefSeq and is a predicted model, not a curated record. Lineage: Eukaryota; Metazoa; Hemichordata; Enteropneusta; Harrimaniidae. Gene Ontology annotation, molecular function: sulfotransferase activity.